This is a messenger RNA of Phragmites australis (common reed), 3683 nucleotides long. RefSeq lists its product as uncharacterized. Bases 175 to 3333 code for a protein of 1052 amino acids. Gene Ontology annotation, molecular function: calcium ion binding; protein binding. Gene Ontology annotation, biological process: endosomal transport; endocytosis. NCBI's taxonomy places the organism in Eukaryota, Viridiplantae, Streptophyta, Magnoliopsida, Poales, Poaceae. The record is from RefSeq and is a predicted model, not a curated record. Gene Ontology annotation, cellular component: plasma membrane; cytoplasm; intracellular membrane-bounded organelle. The transcript is spliced from 13 exons.
GAUCUUGUACAAUUUGUUUCCCCAACCGCUGCCCUUGCGGACACACGACACGGAGAAGAGGCUCGUGCUCCUGCAGCCCACCGCGACAGGCUCCCCCGAGAUCUCCACCGCCCGCCGCGGCAGAUCCACCCAUCAGCACCCCCGCCGGCGAGGUCCCACGCUCGGAUCCCGGCGAUGGCGGGGAUGGAGGCAUUCGAGGCCUACUUCCGCCGCGCGGAUUUGAACCAGGACGGCCGCAUCAGCGGCCAGGAGGCCGUCGCCUUCUUCCAGAGCGCCAACCUGCCGCAGCAAGUCCUCGCUCAGGUGUGGAUGCACGCCGAUCAGAACAAGACUGGCUUCCUCGGCCGGCCGGAGUUCUACAACGCCCUCCGCCUCGUCACCGUGGCGCAGAGCGGGCGUCAGCUCACGCCUGACAUAGUGCAGUCGGCGCUGUAUGGUCCUGCCGCUGCUAGAAUUCCAGCUCCAAAGAUAGCAACGGGGCCAUCUCCUCCGCAGAUAGGCACGGCGGGGGCUUCAAGGCCCCAGGGGAGUGCUGCGAUGACGCCCGCUCCAGGGCAGGUUGGAGCCGCGCAGAUGAAUCCGGCUACUGCUCCAAGGUCCCAGGGAAGUGGUAUGAUGCCGACUUCUACUCAAGUUAGUGCGCCGCAGGUGAACCCUGGAGCCGUUCCAAGGCCCCAAGGGAUCAAUUCUACGAUGCCAGCUGCAAGUCAGGGUGGUGCUCUGCAGGCAACACAAUUUGCUGGACCAAGGGCAAUGCAAUCACAGCCUCCUAACAUGGGAUUUAAUCAACUGCCCCCUUCAAGUACCGGUUUCAUGAGGCCACCUCAGGUGGGAGCUCUGGCAACAUCACUUCAAGCUCAAUCACCUGGUAUUAAUCAAGGUCUACAUGGUGGAGUCAGCAUGGGAGGAUCUGUUGGUUGGCAAGGAGGUAAUGUUAGUUCUGUUGGAGGUGCUCCGCAAGCUACAUCAGGAGGAGCUGCACCUUCUCAGACAGCACGAGGUGGAUUUGGUCUUGGAUUGCCUAGCUCAAUGGGCAUGGCUCCUGGACUGCAGGCGCAAGCAAUGUCCUCAUCACCAUUGCCUCCACAGAUCAACAGUACUGUAUUGCCACAAGAUUCAAAAGCCUUGGUGUUGUCUGGAAAUGGCCCUGCCAGUAGCUCAGGAUCAAGCACUGACAUCUUCUCCGCUCUUACGCAGCCAAAGUCAAGUGUAUCUGCACCUACACUUCUGACAAGCUCGAUGCCCAGCUCAUCCAGUUUUAUGUCCACGCCCACUGGCUCCCAGAAUCUGACGAAUCUAGCACAGCUUGGUUCUUUGCAAGGUAGCGGCCAACCUCAACAGACUCAGCCUAUCACAAAGCCCAGUGUUCCUGCACCAACUGCAUCUGAUGUUUCUGCUGGGGUUUCUAACUUAGCUUCCCAAUGGCCAAAAGUUACUCAAUCUGACAUCCAGAAAUACAUGAAAGUCUUUGGGGACGUUGACAGGGACAGAGAUGGCAAAAUAACUGGCGCAGAAGCUCGCACUCUGUUCCUCAGUUGGAGACUUCCAAGAGAGGUCCUGAAGCAAGUGUGGGACUUGUCUGAUCAAGAUAAUGACGGCAUGCUUUCUCUGAGAGAAUUUUGCAUUGCUCUUUAUCUAAUGGAGAGGCACCGAGCUGGAACUCCUCUGCCUCCGGCUCUUCCUGACUCUCUUAAACAUGAUGAGACCCUGUUACGAGCUACAGGCUUGCCUUCAACAUCAUACAAUGGUCCGUCGUGGCAACAGAAUCAAGGAUUACCGCAAAGGGGACCUGGAGCACCUGGGUUGCCCGCUGGUGGUGUGCGGCCACCCUUACCACCACAUUUGCAUUCACAAACUGAUGUGGCUAGCAGGCCAGGGCAACCAAGAUCUCAUCUGCCCAGUAUGGGUAAUCAUGCAGUGACUCAAGGAAGCAAAGAUGACAGAAGUGGAAUGAAUCCAGUUGGACAGGAGAUGGUGGAUGCUCCUAAGAAGGUUGAGGUGGAGAAGCAGAUCCUGGAUUCUAGAGAGAAACUGGAGUACUACCGCACUUUGAUGCAGGAUCUUGUCCUGUUUAAAAGUCGGUGUGACAACAGGCUGAAUGAAAUCACAGAAAGGGCAUCUUCUGAUAAACGCGAGGUGGAAUCGUUGGCUAAGAAAUACGAAGAGAAGUACAGGCAAGUGGCAGAGUUAGCUUCCAAACUGGCAGUUGAAGAACAUGCAUUUCGCGAUGUUCAGGAGAGGAAAGUUGAGCUACAUGACGCGUUAAUUAAAAUGGUACAAGGUGGGAGUGUUGAUGGUUUGCUUCAGGUUCGAGCCGAUCGAAUCCAAUAUCAAUUAGAGGAGAUGGAGAAAGCUCUUAGUGAACGGUGCAAGCACUUUGGACUGCAUUUCAAGCCGUCUGCAUCAAUUGAGCUUCCUUCUGGCUGGGAACCUGGACCACAAGAGGGAACCAUUGAGUGGGAUGAAGACUGGGAUAAAUUUGAGGACGAAGGGUUUGGUAUUGUUAAGGAUAAUGGUACGAUACAUGAAAACCCAAUUUCUGCUGAAAAUACAAAAGUACCAUCUCUUUGGGAUGAUGGGGAUAAUAUGUCCCCUGUUGCAUCUUCUAAUGGUCAUAUCAAGGAUGAAAGGCGUUAUAGUAAUGGUGAUCAAGUAGCUGAGAGUGAAAUAGGGUAUGAUUUUGGUGAUGAAUCUGUGAGGAGCCCUGGCAGUGCUGGAAGAAGUGCCUCAGGAAGUCCAUUUAAGUCUUCCCGCUUUGGUAUGCAUGACACAUCUCCCAGCAAAAGAGAAAGCUACAGUGACUAUGGUGGUUCCGAAUCCGUUUUUGGUGACAAGUUUGCUGAUGAAACUUCCUGGAACUUUGAUGAUCAAGAUACUGAAUCUGUUUGGGGCUCUAGUGCACUCAACACUGAGGCUGACCAUCGUGGCGGCACAAAUAACUCUUUCUUUGGGUCUGAGGUGGGUUCACCAAGUGGCGCUAGUGCAUUUGGAGCAAAGAGAAGUUCAUUCUUUGAUGAUUCUGUUCCAAGUACCCCUGCAUACACAUCUGGGUUCUCACCAAAAUUCAGUGAAAGCCGCGAUGAUAGCUCCUCUUAUAAUUUUGGGAGGAGGUUUGAUUCCUUCAGAUCCCAAGACAGUGGAUUCUUCCCUCAGGAAAGUCGUUUUUCCAGGUUUGACUCCAUAAGCAGCUCCAAAGGCGAGAAUGUAACAGGAUUUGAUGCAGGGAAUAGCUCGAGAAAUUUUGGUCGGUUUGACUCUUUUGAUGAUUCAGAUCCAUUUGGUUCAAGUGGACCUUUUAAAGCAUCUGGAAGCCGGUCUCCCCCCAAGUUCUGAUAUGCCUAUCUGCUCUUAUUAGCUUAUUUGUCCAUACAAGGCUCAGAUUCUUUGAGGAAAUUCCGAGUUUUCAUGCCAUGGAUACCUUUUUGCUUGACAUUUCAGCCGUUUGCCUUGUGUGCAAUUUUUCAUGCCCAUCUCACGUACAAAGUGGACAGGUUUUGGUUAUAUUCUUUGUAUUUUUUUUCCUGAAACCUUUGUCUGUAUCAUGUAAAUUACACCGACUUUGUCUUUGUUUAUAGUUUAUAUGUAUGGAGCAACCACCGGUCAAAAUCUUUUUCUUUCUUCAUUUCUUCUGUAUACUGGUUCAAGACUUGAGUGAACUGGGAAAAGCUUUGGCAUUGUUUGUA